This is a messenger RNA of Closterium sp. Naga37s-1, 4662 nucleotides long. The record is from the annotation of a GenBank genome assembly. NCBI's taxonomy places the organism in Eukaryota, Viridiplantae, Streptophyta, Zygnematophyceae, Desmidiales, Closteriaceae.
AUGUGGUCAUGUGCUGUAAUCUGGCCAAAUGUGGUCAUGUGCUGUAAUCUGGCCAAAUGUGGUCAUGUGCUCACCGCUCGUUCCGCCACGGCCAUUCUCUUCCCGGACGAGGCAGUGGUGGUGGAGGGGCACGUGCACGUCACACUGCUGCACGGCGCUGCCUCUCUGCACGGCUUCGCCCUGUCCCUGCACCGCCCCACCGCCCUCUCUGCUGACGCCACCCUCUCCUCCGCCGUGCUGCUCCACGUCGCCCCGCCUGCCCAGCAUGGCCCCCCUGCUGCCCCUCCUACCGCUGCUGCUCCUGUGAGAGAGGAGGGCGAGAGUGGGGGAGCGGGUUCUCCGUGGGGGAAUGUGGCUGCUAGUGAGAGGAGGGUGGUGGUGAGCGAGUGGGAUGAUAAUCUGUCACCACCAUGCCCUGUCACCACCAUUCCCUGUCACCACCAUGCCCUGUCACCACCAUGCCCUGUCACCACCACCAUGACCCCUACUAUUGGCUUCAUCCCCUUACCAUCGCUCUAUCGUUCUCCUUAUCCGCCUCCUCUUGCUGCCCUCUCCCCCCAAACCCUGCCUGAGGCUGACGGGGUGGGGCGGCUGAAAACCACUUCAGAUGGCAUUCCUUGUGCCCAACUGUCCCCCUCAUGGCACCCCCACUCCCCAGGAGCCGAGCGCACCGCUGCUGAGGCUGAGAGAUGUGGGACGGCUAAGGAAGCCACUCGGGCGGCGUUUCUGUGCGGGCUGCACACUCACAGAGUGCCUUCCUUCCCUUUGCCUCACCACCACCGCUCCCCUCUCCUUUCCACCUUCCCCACCACGCCGCUGCUGAGGCUGAUAAAUAAAUGCGGGGCAAAUGAGGAAACCCCAAAUUUUGCACGGGCUGCACAGUCACUGUAUGCCCCCGCUCCGCCUCUCUACACCCCCACCCAUCUCCGCUUCCCCUCUCCCCCACCCCCAGGAGCCGAGCAAGCUGCUGCUGAGGCUGAGAGAUGUGGGCCGGCCAAAACAAAUUGCUACAGGCGGCCUUUUUGUGCAGGCUGCCUGCAUACCCACAGAGUGCUUCCCCUCUGCCAAUCUACACCACGCCUCCCCCACCCAUCUCCUCUCCCCCCACCGCCACUCCCCCAGGAGCCGAGCACACCGCUGCUGAGGCUGAGAGAUGUGGGGCGGCUAAGAAAACCGCUCCAGGCGGCCUUCCUGUGCGGGCUGCACACUCACAGAGUGCCCCCCCGGGGGCAUGGGCAGGGCGGGCAGGGGCUGGGGGGUGGCGGGAGCGGGGGUAGAGCCAGGGGGAAAAAAGGGGGAAAGCGGUAUGAGGGGGACCGUGGGGCUUGGGAGGCGUUCUCGUGGACCCCGCCUAAGGGGAAGAAAGGGGGCGGGGGCGGGGGCGGGGGAGGGGGAGGGGGAGGGGGAGGGGGAGGGGGAGGCGGAGGGGGAGAUGGAGGGGGAGGGGGAGGCGGAGGAGGGGGAGGGGGAGGGGGAGGAGGAGGAGGAGGAGGAGGAGGAGGAGGAGGAGGAGGAGGAGGAGGAGGAGGAGGAGGAGGAGGAGGAGGAGGAGGAGGAGGGCAGCAAGCGGCAGGGCCAUGGAGGCAGGAGGGGCGGGUGCUGACGAACUCAGAGAUGAAGGGGUGGGAGGCGGUGCGGUGCGAUGUGGUGAGCCGCGAGUGGGAGGAGGCGGGGCGCUCUGUGGUGGGCGGGAGGAAGCGCAGCAAGAGGAGGGCGCGCGGGGAGGUGCGGGUGCCCAUAGUGAUGGUGAUGGGUGGCGUGAACACUGGCAAGUCAACGUUUGCCAAGUUCCUAGUCAACCACAUGCUGGGCAGGUAUGGGUGGUCAACCACAUGCUGGGCAGGUAUGGGUGGUCAACCACAUGCUGGGCAGGUAUGGGUGGUCAACCACAUGCUGGGCAGGUAUGGGUGGUCAACCACAUGCUGGGCAGGUAUGGGUGGUCAACCACAUGCUGGGCAGGUAUGGGUGGUCAACCACAUGCUGGGCAGGUAUGGGUGGUCAACCACAUGCUGGGCAGGUAUGGGUGGUCAACCACAUGCUGGGCAGGUAUGGGUGGUCAACCACAUGCUGGGCAGGUAUGGGUGGCCAACCACAUGCUGGGCAGGUAUGGGUGGCCAACCACAUGCUGGGCAGCUCCUGCUUCCCCGGUCCUCUGCCACUCCUCUCCUCACCACCUCUCCCCCGCUUUCCGCUGCUCCCCCACCUGCUCCCAACGCACCCCUGUGUGGCUUUCCUCACCAGGCACCCCUGUGUGGCUUUCCUCACCAGGCACCCCUGUGUGGCUUUCCUCACCAGGCACCCCUGUGUGGCUUUCCUCACCAGGCACCCCUGUGUGGCUUUCCUCACCAGGCACCCCUGCACCCCUGUGUGGCCUUCCUGGACACGGACGUGGGGCAGCCCGAGUUCACUCCACCCGGCAUCGUCUCGCUGCACCUCCUCUCGCACCCCGUCUUUGGCCACCCUGCACUGCAUCAGCGCACCCCCCUGGCAAGCCAUCUGUACGGCGACAUCAGCCCAGGCGGUGACCCUGCGCUGUACCUGCGGCAGCUCUUCUCGCUCUACGACUGCUUCCGACUGAACUACUACGAUGGGCAUGGGGCGGGGGCAUUACCACUGGUCAUCAACACACACGGGUGGAUCAAAGGAAUCGGGUAUGAUGCUCUGGUGGAUCUGAUGCGCUACGUGGCGCCCACACACGUCAUCUCGCUGCUCGCACCCGACGCUGCGGACAACCUGCCUGCCGGCCACUUCUGGCAGCCGGGGGGGUUCGCCCCCGAGGAUAUCAACCCCAACAUGACGCCCCUGGGGGGCGUGGGGGGCGGUGGCGAGGGCGCCGGGGGGGUGGGAGGGGAGUGGGAUGGGGAGGGGGAGGGGGGCGAUGUGGGGGGUGCGGGUGGAGGUGCAGGGGUACAAGCUGGGGGAGGGGUUUGGGGGGGGGGAGGAGGAGGAGAUGGGGGAGGAGAGGGAGUGGAAGCAGUAGCAGCAUCAGCAGCAGCAGUGCAGGGGGGAGCAGCAGCAGGGGCAGUGGUGCGCACGUCAUUAAUCACAAUCACAUCGCUGUCUGCCAGCGCUGGACCUGGCGUGAGCAACUCCUACCGGGUGGCACACGAGCAUCGCAGUCUGCGGGUGCUAGCAGCCAUCCGCCAUGCUCUCUCUCCCUCCCGCCGCCUCGCCCUCUACAAGCUCGCCCGCCACAUUUCCCCCCACCCCGCCCCACCCACUGCCACCGCCCCCUCUUCCACCGCCCCUCCCUCUUCCUCCACCUUUCCCUCCUCCUCCGCCGCCCCCCCUGCGUCCUGCCCUCCCUCGCGCCCCUCGCCCGCGCUCCCCGCGCCCAUCUUCCUGUUCCCGUUUGACGAGCGGUGGGAGAUGGCUCGCUGUGCGCGCCUGCUGGCGUGGCGGGCGCCCUUCGAGGUGGACCUGGGGGAGCUGCACGUGGGCUGCGCGCAUGGCGAGCAUGCUCAUAGCUCUCAACACUUCCAUCGUGGGCCUCUGCUCCCCCUCCAACACCCUCCUCGCCUCAUUCCCCUGCUCCAUCCCCUCCCCGUCUCUAACCCCCCUCCUGCCCCUCCCCCUCUCCCGGCAACACACUCAUCACCCUCAACGUCCUCACACCCCCCCCUCUCUCUCCCUCCUCCGUACCCAACCCUCCACUUCUUCCCCCUGACCCCUUACCCCCUGCAGCUGUUCCCCGGCAACCCACUCAUUGCCCUCAUCGUCUCAAUUGCCUCCCCUUUUCCCUCCUCCGUACCUCCCACCCUCGCAAUCCCCCCCUUUCCCCCCCCUCCCGUGCCCCCGCCCCCCUCCCCGCCACAGCUGUCCCCUGCCAACACGCUCAUCGCCCUCAAUGCCGCUAUCGUCGGCCUCUGCUCGUCCUCCCCUCCCCCUCUCCCCUCCCUGCCGCCUCCGCCCUCCCUGCCCAUGAUAUGCUCUCUGCACUCUCACUGCACCCGAAUCUCUCUCACCGUCAGUGCUUAUGACCGUUAUUAUGACCCGACUCAUCAUCACCAGCACCAGACGUGUUCAGGGGCAUGGAUGGUUGCGGGGCUGUGGUGUGGCGACACAUAUGCAUGCUCUGUCUGCCCUCUCGCUGCUCCAUGCACUCUUCGUCCUGCUGCCCAGCCCACAAUGCCACCCCUCUUGAUGACUGUUCUCAUCGUCCCCACCACCAGGCGUGGUGAGGGGGGUGGACGCCAGCAGGGGAGUGGCACACGUGGUGGCGCCACUACCACUCGCCCGCAUGCACCACGUCGACACUCUCCUCAUCUCGCACCUCCACCUGCCUUCUCCGCUGCUCCUAGUAAGUUCAAUCCUCCUCAUUCUGCACCUCCACCUGCCCUCUCCGCUGCUCCUGGUCAGAGCAUUCUUGCACCUAUCCGCUCUCUCUUGCUCUCCCCUGCCUUUGUCUCCCUCCUCAACCACCCAGUGAACGACCUGGUCUCACCGUACCUCUGCUUCCACUUUCUUGCCGAUGCCCUUCCCAACUUGCUGUGCUCCCGUAUACCCCACAACCUACUCCCCCCCAUUUUCCCCGCCUCUCUCCCCCCCCCUUCCCCCAACCCCCAGUGCAACGACCUGGUGUCACCGUACCUCUGCUUCCACUCACUCGCCGACGCCACUCUAGGCGCCAAGGAGCUGCCCAUUAGGGAGGUCAAGCGGUGA